AUGAAAGCAACAACAAACAAAAGCAACAACAAACAAAAGCAACAACAAUCAUAAGAUUUUGUUUGUUCUUUGCGGCAUGGAAAUGGUAAGCAAGUCAGUUAAAUAAAUAAAUGAACCAAAGCUUUGAAAACUAAGAAAACUUAAUAUGUGUGAUAAUCGUAAUAAUAACAACAACAAAAACAGCAACAGUUGAAACUCUUUAAGAAAUUUCAUACAAAAGGGUAUUAAGUAACAAUAAACAAUUCUUGAGGAUUUCUUAUAACACAAGGUUUAUUUACAUUACAAUCCUCCUCCGGCAAUAGCAGCAACAGGAACAGGAACAACCAAGAAAUUUGUGGGAACAAUUUCAUGCAAAAGAAAACACAGAAGACUGAAUUUUCUCUCAUAAUUUUAAGUUCGUCUCUUAACAACAUUAACGCACACUUGAAAACGGAAAAAAAAUAUAUAUAAAUAAAUAAAUUAAAAAAGACAUUUCAACAUAUAAUGCAUGAUGAGCUCAUCAAUCAUUCGAUCAAGAGUUAAAUUACUUAACAAUCAACCAUAGCAGCCAAACAAAUCUCUAACAAAGAAAAUCAAUCAAUCUAUGAAUGCGAAGCAAAUAUGUAUAAUGAAUAAAUUGCUAAUAAUCUACGGUAUUAAGGAGACACCCAGUAACAACAGAAAAAGCAACAGCAACAGCAACAGCAAUCAUAUCAACAAGCACCCGAACCCGAGUCGGAAUAAAAGUGUAAUACACAACAGGAUAUUAACAGUCACUAUGCUUGUAUUCAUCAUAAUACUGGUAGUAAAUGCCUGCCUGGCUGGUACUAUACCCGCAACGCCCGAAAAUAUUACAAUUACAUUUUUAACACCAACUACUGUGCGUGUGGCUUGGCAGACCAUGAUUGAUUUAAACGUACAUCCUGUAGAGAAAUACAUUGUCACCUAUAAGCCUACAGAUGACAGUUACAGGGUUAUGCAGGACGUGGCCGGCAACAGCGAAGCUAUUGUACUGGAUCGAUUAUCGCCUGGCACUCAGUACUCAAUAACCGUAACAGCAAUUUGGAUGGGCAAAAAGUAUCGCAGUCGUCAGAUAGUAUUCCGCACAUUAGAUUUACCGAAACCUCUCUCACAACAAGAUUUAUUAGCGAAUGGUAUGGUGUUCACACCUAGCACGGGAGUAGGUUUCGGCGGAAACCCAAAUAAUGGCCGACCGCCCGGAAUUAGUAAUGGCAGUGAAACGUCUGGAGAUGAUGACGCAGGCAUUACCUCAACCGCUACCAAUACUCUCUCCCAUGGAACGCAUCGAGAGUUACCAACGAUACGUGGCGUUGAGAUUGGCAUCGUUCUUAUAGUAUUGAUGGUGUGGGCAGGAGCGAUUGCAUUAUUCUUUAAUCGUUGGGGCAAAAUACGCAUGCUGUUACCCUAUCAGCCUGACUAUAAGCAUGAGCAACUCAAAGUUCCCGGCACUGGUGUAUGCAGUGGCGGAGUUUGUAACGGUCAGCAUUCGCAUCAGAAUUUACAUCACGAUAUGUUCGUUAAGUUCGAUAGUAGCGAAUGCGGAGCACUCGCCGCCUAUCAACCACUACACUGUAGUAGUAGUCGUCACUUCCACUUUUUUCCGGAGGAGCAUUCAGCCUCCAUAUCUGAGCGUAUCACACGCAGUCGCAUUAAUUCAGCAAUAUUUGUCUCAUCUGAAGGUAGGGGUUUUGAUUCAAUAGAAUUUUUGCGUAGGCAUGGCUCGCAAAGUGUAUUAUGUCGGAAGGCAAAAAGUGCUGAAAAUAUUACGGAUAAUGGUAGAAAGAAAAGUUUUUCGGAAAAACGUCAAUGGCAGACUGACGAUAACAAUGAUGUCGGCAAUGAUUCCGAUGGUCAAAAUGAGUAUUCUAUAGAAUUGCAAGAGUGUUCAAAGAGUGUUGAAAACCAUCCGAUAGCGGCAUUAAAGAAUAAUGUCGAAAAAUUACUGGCUGCCACUACAGUGUUGGGUCAUUCCGCUGCUGUAACCACCUCCAAUCGCAUCGUGGGUAGCAUAUCUAUAGAAACCCCACCACCACAUAUUAGAGACAUGGAGAGACAACAACAGAAACAGCAGCAGCAGCAGCAACAACGACAACAGCAACAGCAGCAACCGCAACAACAUGAACAACGUGACAAUGUAACAACAAUAGCUCCUUCGAUAAGCUUAGCUAAUACAGCGUCAAUAAAUUCGACUUUCCAUGAUUCGGCUGAUACGGUCGAAGAGUUAGUCCUCACACCUAUAGAUAAUACUACCAUGAAUGCAAAAAACAGCAAUUAUAAUAAUAUUAACCCGUUAACUAAUAAUAACAAUAUCUGUCGAUCACCUAUCUUAAUACAACAGCGUUCAUCUACAGCAUCACCGGCCCUAACUCCUCAACUCCAAGCACAAGACAAUAGUCCAAAAGCGAUAAAAUUGAAAUGCUUAACGCCGAAGAUCAGCAAUUUACCAAUGGUUUCGGUGUCGGGUCCAUCGCCACCCGAUGAAAAACCACCACCGCCCGAAUAUUUGUAACAAAUGGUUGCCGAAACAUUUAUUUAAGAUUCAACCACAGACCAUCAACCAACCAUCAUAACCACCAUCUCCACCAUUUUUUAAGCGAAGCAGCACAAAGAGGUAUGGAAAUAUAUAUUUUCAAAAUACUUCUAUAAUAUUCUAUAUAUCUUGAAUUACCUGAUCUUCUUCAAUGUCUCUAAAAGCUAUACUUGGCCAAAAUUUUAAGUAAAUGUUUCGGUUUCUAAAAUGAAAAAAAAAAAAA
Glossina fuscipes is the source of this 2753-nucleotide messenger RNA. Its product is annotated as protein kinase 4. Gene Ontology annotation, molecular function: protein binding. The record is from RefSeq and is a predicted model, not a curated record. Lineage: Eukaryota; Metazoa; Arthropoda; Insecta; Diptera; Glossinidae. The coding region runs from base 584 to 2509 and encodes 641 amino acids. The transcript is spliced from 9 exons.